GAAAGCAAUAAACAUUUCUUCAGAUAUUUCUCCUUCUUUUCAGUUUCUAACAUGGUAUUAGAGCUAUAAGCUCUUGAUUCUUUUCUCUUAUCAUCGCUGUUGGGUUUUUUGGAGUUGGAUUUUCAAUUCCAUUCCAGAUCUGAAACUUUGUCAUUGGGAUCUCUUCUCAUACAGAUUGGAUUGUUUAUCCUCGAUUCUCAGACCCUUUCUGAGGUACUUUGUUGGUUUGUUAUUUCGAUCUUGGCAUCUAUUUCUUCAUAUUUUUAGAGUUUUUCAGUAUUGUGAGUUUACUGAUUCUAUGACGAGUUUUGAAAGGAUUGUAACUCAUCCUGCUACUGCUACGGUUGCCAAAGAAGUGAUAGAACAACCUAAUGUCAACCUUGAAUCCCUAAAACAUGUGAUAUUAAAUCUUUUUAAUGCUCCUACUGCCUUAUCUACUGCUCCGGGUACCAAACCUUGGUAUUUCGAUUCUGAUUGUUGUAACCAUAUGUCUUCAAUUACUGCUCAUUUCUCUUCAAUGUCAUCUAAUAAUUCCUUUCAUGAUAUUUAUUCUGCUAAUGGUUCCCCUAUGAAUGUUAGUCACAUUGGUAAUGUUUCUACAAAGUCAUUGACUUUACCAAAUGCCCUUUUAGUUCCAAAACUUAGUUAUAAUCUUCUAUCUGUCGGUCAAUUAUGCGAUAUUGGUCUUGAAGUAACAUUUUCUGCUCAUGGUUGUCGUGUGCAGGACCCACGGACAGGACAACUUCUUGGAACUGGUCGCAAGGUGGGGCGUUUGUUUGAGCUCAACUAUCUGCAUAUUCUUGAUAAUAAAAUGGAUACAACAUCAUUUCCAAAUGAUCGAUUCAUCCAAACCCUACUUUGUGCUAUUGAAUUAGAGAUUAAUCAAACCAAAAUAGCUGCUGCCACUGAUAGCAUCAUUACUUUAAGAUGAAAAUCGUGCCGGAACAAGAUGCUAUUCCAAAAGUAACCUUGAAUAAUCUCAUAAUCCACUGUUAUGUAUACUAAGUUACUAAUCAAAGAAAUAUAGAAUUAUACGCCUCUUUGUUUCCUAUUGCUACUCGGCUGUAUGUUGAUUUUACAUGUAUUUCCUAUGGUUAACAUAUGUCCAUUUCAGAGUUUGAAGCCUACUGAUUUGAUGCAAGACCUUGAACCUAAAUGAAUGGAACUCCGAGGGAUAUUUUGGCCGCCCGCCUGUUGGUGUUACCGAAUUAACUUCAAAACAAAAGCAUCGUCAUGCAAGGAGAAUGGUGUACUGCCAAGAAGAAGAUGAUGAAAUAAGUCAUUUCUCAGUAA
Messenger RNA from Rubroshorea leprosula, 1293 nucleotides. The record is from the annotation of a GenBank genome assembly. Lineage: Eukaryota; Viridiplantae; Streptophyta; Magnoliopsida; Malvales; Dipterocarpaceae.